AGUCACACGUUUCUUGUUCAAUGUACAGAUUUUAACAUCUCAAAAUUACAAGUCUCGUGUGUUUAAUUCCCCACUAAAUCCUGUCCUUGCAGACGUUUAAAAUUUGACGUCACUUCUGAUUUAACAUUUGUUAAAUGUAACCACAAUGAAAUGCAGGUGCAAAUUUUUAGAUGUGGAAAUAGUUUUUUGAUUUUUUUGUAUGGGCCCUUGUAGGGAAAUCAUAACUACUGCAGUAUGCAGCCUGGGAUGAAAAUGAGCUUGACACUCAUAGGCGUUCUUAGUGUUGAGUGGAUUGGUAUAAGUAAUUAUUGAUACCAACUCAGUAUCAAUACUAGCACGGAGCAGACAUACUUUGAUUUCCUCCCCUCCUGUGUUGUGCCAUCUUCCAUGUGACUUAGCAGCAAGCAGACCACUGCCUGGAAUCUGCCCAGCCACCAGCACAAAUGCAUGUAUUUGCCGAAAUCCGGAUCAGCUCGCCAGAAUGGCUCAUAAAAACAAACCAACCUUGGUCUGACCAGAGUGGCAUGUUUUGUUUUUUUUUAACUUGGGGAUUGUUUGCAUACGAAUAACCAUACACACCCUCAUUCAUAUCGUCACUGAGUGGGAAUCGAUCCCACGCACAAGUCAGGCGAGCGUACCACUACGCCAUCAGCGACUCACUACUGAGAAAGGUCAAUUUCAGUUCGGUCAAGGUGGGGGAGGGCUGCUAAGUUUACUCGGGCUGAAUUGGGUCAGAUGUCCUCUCUCAGGUCCGCAGUCUUGAUUUAUAAAAAGGGCUGCUAAAGCGGGAUGCUUUACAGGGCGAUCAAUCAAGAACAUCUACGAUGUCUGGCAGAGGUAAGGGAGGCAAAGGUCUCGGAAAAGGAGGUGCUAAGCGUCACCGCAAAGUCCUUCGUGACAACAUCCAGGGAAUUACCAAGCCCGCCAUUCGCCGUCUCGCUCGCCGUGGCGGAGUAAAACGGAUUUCGGGACUCAUCUACGAGGAGACCCGCGGUGUACUCAAGGUCUUCUUGGAGAAUGUGAUCCGUGAUGCAGUCACAUAUACCGAGCACGCCAAAAGAAAGACCGUUACUGCGAUGGAUGUGGUGUACGCUCUCAAAAGACAAGGACGCACUCUCUAUGGCUUCGGCGGUUAAAGUGUUCACUCAGCAUACUAAACAGUCAAAGGUCCUUUUGAGGACCACCCACACCUCACCUUUGUGUUCGCGUUCCUAUCCAAGUUACCCAGAACAGGGUGAGAUAAGUGAUGUAUUGAUUAUAGAUACUUCGUGGCUCCAUUUGAAUGCCCGUAGUAUCUCAGAUGCUGUAAAUCACUUUAAGUCAACCUUACUCUGGUAUAAAAUCAAAAUGACCUAAUUUAGUACGUUCCUUUCACUGGUUGUUAUUAAAGCGUACACACUGUUUAAUAGUUUGGUGAUUACUCAAGUGGGCACCAAAUAACAUUUACGGUCAAACUGUGACGCAAAUGCCUCGAACGUAAUUGGUCACGUGACAUUAGCAGAACGAUUAAAGGCGCCGAAGCACCAUUUUGAAGCAGUGUCAUCCAAGGAUGUCUGAUGCAUUUGUUGAAAAAUUGAGCAGCACCAUUUUUUAAAAGCAGUUCAAAUGCACUUUAUGUAAUGUCUGUGUUUCCAAAGCUUUUUUGAACACAGUUAUCAAGGUUCGAUUGAGAACAGGAGGGGUGGCAACUUAUUUCGAACAACACACCAUCUGAUUCCGACAGAUGAAAGGUACACCACACAACAGGUUUAUCACAACACGCUACAAACAAAAUCAUGGCAUUGUUCGUCUUGGUGAAGGUUGAAUAUUUUCUGGUGCUCUUCAAUUGAAUUUACAAAGCGUUUAGUACGUUUAGUGAUGAACUUUUGCUGUUGUAUGUUGAGUCGUGUGUUAGUAACACAAAGUUUGUCCACAUGAACUUUAUGAAACACUUAAUAGCCCGAACCUGAGCAUAUAGACCUGGUUUACUGGAUUGUAUCCAUAUAAAGUGUUGUAACUAAACAAAGCCUCUCUGGGGAAACUUUACUGAAAGAGGACAAUACUUAAAUUAAAAAGCAAAUAAAGUGCUGGAAAUGAUACAAUUGGGGACAGCUUAACUUUCAGAGGAAGAAAAAAAUUAAACACGUGUAACU
This is a messenger RNA of Hippocampus comes (tiger tail seahorse), 2132 nucleotides long. Its product is annotated as histone H4. The record is from RefSeq and is a predicted model, not a curated record. Gene Ontology annotation, cellular component: nucleosome. The transcript has a single exon. Gene Ontology annotation, molecular function: DNA binding; structural constituent of chromatin; protein heterodimerization activity. NCBI's taxonomy places the organism in Eukaryota, Metazoa, Chordata, Actinopteri, Syngnathiformes, Syngnathidae. The coding region runs from base 825 to 1136 and encodes 103 amino acids.